CCAUUUGGUAUCGAAACGUCGCAACGCCAUAGCCAUCGGGCCAUCUCACCCCGACAGAAACGUUUCGCCGCCCGAAACUCGUACCAGAAUCAGAGAAGAAACUCGCAACUCCAUCCUCUCUCUCGUUAAUGGCAUCCUUCUUCACCUCCUCCUCCUCCUCCUCCUCCUCCUCUUAAAAAGCCCCAAAAAUCCUUUCCCCAUUUCUCCGUUUCUUCUUCCUUCUCCCUCCUCCCUUCCUUCCUUCCUUCCUUCCUUCCUUCUCCCCUCCCGUGGGUUUCCUCUGCUCCUCCGACCGCCGCCUCUUCAUCUUCUCCCUACCACGUGAACCCGAUUCUCCAAGAGGGCCCGCUUUGCCGGGAUUAGGGUUCGUCAGGUUUUCAAUCGGGAGCCAAUCUCUGAUCCCCCAGGCGUUGAUUCGGACGAUUUUAGGGUUUUUGUGAUUCGGCAUCCUCGGUUCGACGGAGGGGCGACGACAUGAGCAAUCCGCAGAAGAAGAAGAACUUCCAGAUUGAGGCGUUCAAGCACAAGGUGGUGGUGGAUCCCAAAUACGCCGACAAGACAUGGAAGAUCCUCGAGCACGCUAUUCAUGAGAUUUACAACCACAAUGCUAGUGGCCUCAGCUUCGAGGAGCUCUAUAGGAAUGCGUACAAUAUGGUCCUGCACAAGUUUGGUGAGAAGCUAUAUACCGGGUUGGUUUCAACCAUGACUGCCCACUUGAAGGAAAUCUCAAAAUCCAUUGAAGAUGCUCAGGGAGGCCUCUUUCUCGAGGAAUUAAACAGGAAGUGGAAUGACCAUAACAAAGCACUGCAGAUGAUCAGGGACAUCCUCAUGUACAUGGACAGGACUUUUAUCCCCAGUACCCGCAAGACACCAGUUCACGAGCUGGGGUUGAUUCUCUGGAGGGACAAUGUCAUCUACUCCAGCAAAAUUCGUAGUCGCCUCUUAGAUACCCUGCUCGAACUAGUGCUUAGAGAACGAACUGGUGAAGUUAUUAAUCGAGGGCUUAUGAGGAAUAUAAUUAAGAUGCUCAUGGACUUGGGUACUUCAGUCUACCAAGAAGAAUUUGAGCAGCAAUUUCUUGAGGUUUCGGCCGAGUUUUACAAGGGUGAGUCUCAGAAAUUUAUCGAGUGCAGUGACUGUGGGGAUUAUCUAAAGAAAGCUGAGAGGCGGCUCAAUGAAGAAAUGGACAGAGUGACGCACUACCUGGAUGCCAAGAGUGAAGCUAAGAUAACAAAUGUCGUUGAGAAGGAGAUGAUUGCAAAUCACAUGCCCACCCUGGUGCACAUGGAGAACUCAGGCUUGGUGAAGAUGCUUCUUGACGAUAAAUAUGAAGACUUGGGAAGAAUGUACAGCUUAUUUCGCCGGGUUCCCAACGGCCUUUUGACUAUACGGGAAGUGAUGACUUCUCAUAUUAGAGAAAUCGGUAAACAGUUGGUUACUGAUCCAGAAAGGCUGAAAGACCCUGUUGAGUUUGUCCAACGACUCUUGGAUGAGAAGGAUAAGUAUGAUAGUAUUAUAAACCUUGCAUUCAAUAACGACAAGACGUUCCAGAAUGCAUUGAAUUCGUCCUUCGAAUACUUUAUUAACUUAAAUACCCGUUCUCCUGAGUUCAUCUCACUGUUUGUUGAUGACAAGCUUCGCAAAGGCUUGAAGGGGGUUAGUGAGGAGGAUGUGGAAGUUAUCCUUGAUAAGGUGAUGAUGCUGUUCCGUUACUUGCAAGAGAAGGAUGUGUUUGAGAAGUACUAUAAGCAGCACUUGGCAAAACGGCUCUUGUCUGGAAAAACUGUCUCUGAUGAUGCAGAGAGAAGUCUCAUUGUUAAGCUCAAGACAGAAUGCGGGUAUCAGUUCACCUCGAAGCUAGAGGGCAUGUUUACGGACAUGAAAACCUCUCAGGAUACUAUGCAGGGAUUCUAUGCGAGCCACCCUGAGCUUGGUGAGGGGCCCACCUUGACUGUACAGGUUCUGACAACAGGGUCGUGGCCUACCCAGCCCAGUGUUACAUGCAAUUUGCCAGCAGAAAUGUCUGCUCUCUGCGAGAAGUUCCGUGCCUAUUACCUUGGGACCCACACAGGUCGGAGGUUAUCGUGGCAGACUAAUAUGGGAACUGCAGAUAUAAAGGCGACAUUUGGGAAAGGACAGAAGCAUGAGCUGAAUGUUUCCACUUACCAAAUGUGUGUCCUGAUGCUAUUCAACAAUUCCGAUAGGCUCAGCUAUAAGGAGAUUGAGCAAGCAACUGAGAUCCCUGCUUCAGACCUGAAGAGGUGCCUACAAUCCCUCGCUCUCGUGAAGGGGAAGAAUGUUCUCAGGAAGGAGCCAAUGAGUAAAGAUAUUGGAGAAGAUGAUGCUUUCUUCGUCAAUGAUAAGUUUGCGAGCAAGUUCUACAAGGUCAAGAUCGGGACAGUUGUUGCUCAGAAAGAAUCAGAACCCGAGAAACAGGAAACCCGGCAGAGAGUGGAGGAAGACCGGAAGCCCCAGAUUGAGGCAGCCAUAGUGAGAAUCAUGAAAUCGAGGAGGGUGUUGGAUCAUAACAACAUCAUAACUGAGGUCACGAAGCAGUUGCAGUCAAGAUUCUUGGCAAAUCCAACAGAGAUCAAGAAGAGGAUCGAGUCUCUCAUCGAGCGGGACUUCUUGGAGAGAGACAAUGUUGAUAGGAAAUUGUACCGGUAUCUCGCAUAGAGCUUUGCCUUCUUUUUUACUUGUGGGAAGGUUAGCAUUUCUGCCAUGACUGGGUUUGUACUUUAUUCAAGUGGGAAGAUUUGUUCUUUCGAACGUUGCAAGCCCCAUUUGGUUUAAGUUGAAUUGGCCAAGCGUAGUUUCUCUAUGUUAAAGUCUUGCCAUAUAAUCCGAUAUCUAUUCGUCCAA
Messenger RNA from Punica granatum (pomegranate), 2862 nucleotides. Lineage: Eukaryota; Viridiplantae; Streptophyta; Magnoliopsida; Myrtales; Lythraceae. The record is from RefSeq and is a predicted model, not a curated record.